Messenger RNA from Linum trigynum, 1761 nucleotides. The record is from the annotation of a GenBank genome assembly. Lineage: Eukaryota; Viridiplantae; Streptophyta; Magnoliopsida; Malpighiales; Linaceae.
CUUCACACACUGACCAAAUUAACCACCAAAACCAUGGCUCCUGCUAACCACCUUCUCAUUUCCUGCAUUCUCUUCUGCUUCAUCAUUGCAGUAUCUGAAGCCCAGCCCUCAUUCCGCCCAAAAGCACUGAUCCUCCCAGUUACCAAAGACCCAUCAACCCUUCAAUACCUCACUCAAAUCAACCAAAGAACCCCUCUCGUCCCGGUGAAGCUCACCCUCGACCUCGGUGGCCAGUACCUCUGGGUCGACUGCGAGCAAGGCUACGUCUCAUCAUCGUAUAAACCGGCCCCUUGCAGGUCGGCUCAAUGCUCCCUAGCCAACUCCAAAAGCUGCACCACAGAAUGCUUCUCAUCCCCAAGACCAGGCUGCAACAACAACACAUGCGGCCUGAUGCCCGACAAUACCGUGACACGAACCGGUACCUCGGGCGAUCUCGGUCAGGACGUAGUUACGAUCCAAUCAACCGAUGGGUCCAAUCCGGGCCAAAUCGUCAAAGUUCCAAACUUUCUCUUCACUUGUGGCGCCACAUUCUUGCUAGAUGGACUUGCAAAGGGUGUCAAAGGCAUGGCUGGACUAGGAAGGAACAAAAUCGCCAUGCCUUCACGAUUCUCUGCCGCCUUCAGCUUCCAAAGAAAGUUUGCUGUUUGCUUGACUUCGGGCAAAGGAGUCGUCUUCUUUGGAGACGAACCUUAUGUAAUGCUACCGAACAUUGACAUCUCCAAGUCAUUGAUCUACACACCAUUGAUUCUCAACAAGGUCAGCACAGCCUCUGCCUACUUCGAAGGCGAGCCAUCUUCCGACUACUUCAUUGGAGUAAACUCAAUCAAAAUCAACAACAAAAUUGUCCCAAUCAACACAGCUCUGCUCAAAAUCAACGAAGAGGGCUUUGGUGGAACGAAGAUCAGCACUGUUCAGCCAUACACCGUCCUCGAAACUUCGAUUCACAAAGCUGUGGUUGCCACUUUCGCCAAGGAGCUAAGUGGAGUGCCUAGAAUGGCAGGGGUUAGGCCGUUCGAGCUGUGCUACAACUCGACUGCGAUUGGGAGCACACGAGUUGGGCCGGCUGUGCCACAGAUCGAUCUGGUGUUGCAGAGCAGCAACGUGUACUGGAGGAUUUUCGGGGCGAACUCGAUGGUUCAAGUGAAGAGUGAUGUGAUCUGCCUAGGGUUUGUGGAUGGUGGGGUGAAUCCCAGGACUUCGAUUGUGAUUGGUGGGCAUCAGGUGGAGGAUAAUCUGCUGCAGUUUGAUCUUGCUGCUUCCAGACUUGGGUUCAGCUCUUCUCUGUUGUUCAGGCAGACUACUUGUGCCAAUUUUAACUUCACUUCCACUGCUUGAACCGAAGUGGGUGAUUCAUGAUUGUGUAUUUGUGCAAUUGAACCAAAAAGGUGCCAACUUUGGUGCUUUGCAUACAGCUUACAUGUUAUAAGUGUAUAUCUGUUCCUUUGUUCUUGUGAUUUAUAUAUUGGAGGGAUCAUGUGGCAUAUGCGGAGAUGUGGUGGUGGCAUGAACUGGAUUGGUGAAAUAAAAGAUUGUUAAAGAACUUUUUCAAGGACUUGUGGUCAACAUCUUUGGAAGGAUUUUCAUAUUUAAAAGGCGGGAAAGUGACCUCCUAUAUUUGGUCUAAUCCUUUGUGCCGUGGGAUUUGGAUUAAACUAAUGCCACUUCCUUUAAAAUAUUCAUGCUUGAAGAUAAAGAUGUGAUAAUCUUCCAAAUGCUUUUUAAGAUUGCUUCCUUCCACUGCAAUAGAUUAUUGAUCUGGCA